Messenger RNA from Xylaria bambusicola, 1000 nucleotides. RefSeq lists its product as uncharacterized. The record is from RefSeq and is a predicted model, not a curated record. The coding region runs from base 93 to 866 and encodes 257 amino acids. The transcript has a single exon. NCBI's taxonomy places the organism in Eukaryota, Fungi, Ascomycota, Sordariomycetes, Xylariales, Xylariaceae.
UGUCGCAUGGGGAAGAGUACCGUGCAUGAAAUGGGCCAAAUGGGUCAAAUGGGCCGCAUGAACUCUCCAAGGAUUGAACAUCAAGCUGGACGAUGGGCAUCCAGAGGAGUCUAUGCGCAAAAAGCGGUCACCGUAUCGGGCGAAUACACCUGACAAUAAGUAUGGCGACGCUAGACACUUGCACGCAACUCUGCGGCGGUGAGGUCGGUGUGUGGCAUGAUAACCGUUCUCGCUGUUCACGACACUUCACUUCAGAUCCCCACUUACUGAGAGUUUGGAUUGGCGGUCAACGUUCCUGUAUUCAACACUCACGACAUGAUGCCCAUCUAUACAAGACGCCCGAUCACGCUCGCAUGUUCAGUCACACUGGCAAGUUAUGCUCGACGAUCGUCUUUUUCACUCUAACACGUGACCUGAGUUGCAGCGCAUUUGACCUCAUUGAAUCAAUCGCACUACUUGAAACGGACUGUUGGGCAAAGAUCUCUGCUCUCUCAAUUUUCGCAUACCUACAUACGAUAUGUCGCUGUACAUUCGAACCACUACAUCUAUCUCCGGGCUUGAUAGUAGCUAAUCGUGUUCAUAUAUUAGAUAGGAAAUCCAUAUUUAUAAUUCCUCCAGGGACAGGCAUUAUUGUGUCAAUGCCACAUAGUUGCGUUUUGAGCCGCCGGGAGAGGAGCUGCCGUUUCGUGCAGGCGAGGCGCGCCUUGACGGAGCAAUCCAAUAUUCAACGGCUAGAAGGCCCGUGUUUCCGGAGAACUCGGCGCUCUAGUCAAUCUGCCGUAGUCAUACAAACUGGCUAUUUCCCCGUCGCGCAAGAUAAUCAUGCAAAGAAUAUUAGACGUUGUGAUCCUCAUCCGUAUGAAUAGGAAAUCCGUGUGAACAUCGUAUAAGAGCCAUCUGUUGUGGUAUAAGGCUUGAUUGAGCAAUUGCAGAUCCAAUGCAAGCCGCCUGAUCUGCCCCAGAAUCGAUCCCGCAGACUUAAGUUAGGUUUUAGCGGUUC